CUCGCCUGCUGUGGCUCCUCCUGACCAGUGCGCUGCUGCGUCCGUCCGACUGAACCGAGCUCAUAGCUGCUUCCACACCCAGGUUCCUCCUAUUGCCAGGAUGACGCUCCUCGACUACCCCGUUCCAGACCUGGACGUGACUGUGGAGGAGGUGAGCCGUGUGCUGCAGCUCAUCCUCCAUCCUGACCUGUACGCUGAGUUCAAGAGCAGCCUGCAGCAGCAGAGGGAGGUCCUCCAGGGAGCCCAGCAGAAGGUGGUGGCUGGCGCUGCUGGCCAGGAGAACUGGGUGACCCAGCAGUUCAAGAGAAGCCUGCUGGCCUGCCCGGACCCACUGCUGACCUCCACCGCCCUGCCAGUGGUGCUCCUGCCAUCCAAGGCCGAGGCCUGCACCCAGCUGGCCAGAGCUGCGGCUCUUCUGUGGGCGGCGGCUCGACUGUACGGUGAGCCCACCCUGUUGGAGGGCGACGCACUGAUGGAGCACACACAACAAUCCGAGGUCUUUGCCUCGUGCCGGAUCCCGGGCAGGUUCCAAGAUCAGAUCCAGGUCUACCCAGGCAGCCUCCACGCCAUCGUCACCUGCGGCGGCGGCGUGUUUCCCAUCGACAUACUGUGCUCCAACGACGGUGGACCGACGUCGGCACGGCCAUUCGCAGACAUCCACAACCAGCUGCUGCAAGUGCUGGACCAGCCCGGCGCCGGGAAGCAGGAGAAUCCAGCCUGCAUCUGUAGUCUCUCUGCCAUGGAGCGCCGGUCCUGGGCUGCCAUCAGGGAGAGGAUGGUGGAGCAAGGCGGGGCGGCGGCAGCGGCCCUGCAACUCAUGGAGAGUGCCGUCCUGACGCUGUGUCUGGAGGAUGGGGACGCUCCCACUGAACUGGCCGACACACUCAACGUGGUGAGGCUGGGACGAGGAGGAGGCACUUCCUGUCUGCGAUACUAUGACAAGGUGGUGAACCUGGUGGUCUUCAAGGACAGCACAGCCGGGAUGGUGUUUGAGCACUGUGCUGUGGAUGGGAUGGUGGCCGGCCUGGUCAGCGAGCGCUUGUAUCAGCUGUCGGAGACCCUUGACCUCGCCUCCAUCUGCGCUGAGGGAGAAAGAGCCAACGCCUCCGUCGCAGGCUUUCCUCCCACACGUCUGAAAUACACCCUGCAGGGGAUGGAUGUUCCCAAGCCAAUCCAAAAUCUCAAAGCAACAAAUCCAGUCCUUGCGUUUGACCUGCCAUCGUUCCCCGAUGUCUUCUCCACUCUCCGGGGCCACAGAGGCCUUUAUGAUGCUUGGAUCAACUUCUCCUUGCAACUGUCUCUCAAACAAACUCUGGGUGAAUCUGCCAACCAGCACAUCCUCGUCACCCCGACACAUAUGCGCCACUACAAGCACGGCCGCUGUGACCCCACAUACUCACUGAGUCGGCCAUGUCGCCAGCUGGUCAGCGUCUUGGCCUCGGGAAUCUCCCCGGACAACACCAUCAAAUACACGGACGACCUGCUGCACAUGUUUCACUCUGCGUUUCUGGAGCACAAAAACCUCAUCAAACGCACCAAAUGCGGUCAUGGAGUUGGUCCCCACCUUGCUGCCCUGCGCCGAGCUCUGCCGCCCGGUAAUCCCCUGAAGAAGUUUCUGGACCCAUUUGGAUGCCCCUCUGUGUAUUUGACCGGAACAGACCUGGUGGACGGUGUUGAAUCUGGAGUCGGGAACGUGUAUGCUUCAGAUCAGCUGGCUGUGACCUACCUGGGGAAAACCGACAGAGUCCGAGUCGUGCUCAAUGCCAAGGGCAGCUUUGCUCUGGUGCUGGGCAAGCUCCAAGAAGCUCUACAGUUGAACCUAAAGCUCGUCAUGCUUCUGGCUGUCAGGUACGCCAUCGUCUGUCAGAUGGGGGCGCUGGACUGUGUUCUCAAAAGGAGUCAUAAAGAGGUGGCAUUUGGCGAGCUCAAUCACUGCGCUAACAAUCACAAGCGAGCACCUCAGUCUACCACAGACAGGAGCUCCGCAUACACCCUGCUGAUCCACGGCGGCGCCGGAGAGGAGACGUUGCUGAACCCACAUGUGGUUGGGGUUGUUGAGUUCGCUUUGCAAACGGCGCUGUCUCUGGGGUCUGAGGUUCUGGAGCACAGUGGCAGCAGCCUGGACGCGGUGCAGAGGUCAGUGGAAGCUCUGGAAGACUGCUUCCUCUUCAACGCCGGCAAAGGAUCAGUCUUCAACAAGGAAGGCAAAAACGAAAUGGAAGCCGCCAUCGUGGACGGCACCACGUCCAGGUGCGGGUCCGUGGCUUGCGUCACGAGCGUGAAGAACCCAGUGAGAGCUGCCAGAUGUGUCAUGGAGAAGAGCUCCCACUCGCUGAUUGUAGGAGACGGUGCGGAAGAGUUUCUGCAGGGGGCGAAGCCCAACGACAAGCCGGUGGGACCGGACUACUUCUACACCGAUAUCCGCCACAAACAGCUGAUGGCAAAGCUCAGCGAGGUGAAGAACCCCAGGAACAAUCACCCUCAAACUGUUGGAGCCGUGGCAGUAGACCACUGUCUGGGGCUGGCAGCGGCGUCAUCCACCGGUGGGCUUGUGGGGAAGCUGAGGGGGCGGGUCGGUGACACGGCAGUGGUUGGGGCCGGGAUAUACGCCGACGACAAGCUCGCCAUCGCCUGCUCAGGAGACGGAGACGUCUUCCUGAGGUACACGGUUGCCCAUAAGAUCGCCAGCCUCUACCAUCACAAGGGCUACCGUCUGAAGGAGGCCUGCAGAGAGGUGGUCAGGGAAACCCUGAAAGGGGUCUGUGCAGGAAUCAUCGCUGUGGACCUCAAAGGUGAAGCCGUGAUCGAAACUAACGCUGCGGUGAUGUUUGUGGCCUCAAGAGUGGAUGGGGCUUCGCAUGUAGAAGUUCUGAAGCCUGCAAGGAGCUUCUCCAACGUGAUCUGGGAGACAGAUGAACAUGUGGCCUUCCUUGACCCAAAACCCUGGAUACCAGGAUCCAGCAUUUUGACUCGAAAAGCUCUGAGUGGGCCCAGCAGCAUCUUCCACACCCCUCCAGCUGAAUUUGUACUUUUGCUGAAGGAGGCCAAAACUGUGGCGAAGCUUCUCUGUAAAACCCUGGAAGUCCAGCGCUGCGCUUUAGUUUGCAACCCGAAGCGCGACCAGCAGGCCCAGAUGAAGCUCAUUCCUCUUCAUGGUCUGGGCAAGAAGUGGCAACCCCAUCUUUCCAGCCAAAAAGAAUUUCAUCCAUACAAUCCAGGCUACUGCACCUCCAAAAACGGCCCCCGUUGGGACGAUGAAGCUCUGAGCCGGGUUCAAGCCCAAAUUCGAAGUGGCCUUCCAACACCCAACGCACCACCCUGCUUUGAUUUCUUCGGAGAUCCGUCUGACAGCAACCUAUUCAGCCGCAUUGUGAGAGGGGAGGAGCCUCAGUGGCGAGUGUGGGAGGACGCGCAGCACGUGGCCUUCCUGACACCCUUCCCAAACACUCCUGGGAAAACCGUCGUGGUCCCGCGUAAACCCCUGGCCAGUGACGUCUUCGCACUUGAGGACGCCGAUUACCAAGCUCUCAUUUUGGCCACGUACAAAGUGGCCAGACUACUAGAGAGUGGUCUGGGGGCCACAGGCGUGGCUCUGAUCUUUGAGGGUCUGGAGAUCAACUACGCCCACGCCAAGCUGAUUCCACUGCUCCUUGCACCCAGUGGAAGCAACGUUGCUGAGAAGCAGUUGGAGUGCUUCAAGACUUACCCUGGAUUUGUGUCAUCACUGGACGGACCACCAGCGGAGCCAGAGAGCCUGGAGAAGAUCCACUCUCAAAUCACAGAGUGCCGCCCUCCGUCCUCGUGGGGAGACCCCCCCUCCCACUCCACCGUGGCCAUCAAGAGCCAGUGGUACCGAAACCUGUUCCAGAUUCAAAACACACUCUUCCACAGCACGGUGGAGUUCUUCCACGGUUCAUGCCGCUUCUCCUACGCGCUCACUCCUCUGACCACCGACACCAUCUCCUCACCCAUGGGCCUGGGGUCCGACUCGGAGCCCGUGUCUGUCAACCUGCUGGGUCAGGACAUCUACCUUGCGGACUCCAUGCAAUUCAUCCUGGAGUAUUUCCUGCGCUUCCAGGAGAACCUGCAGGGCACCUACUACAUCUCUCCCAGUUUUCGAGGGGAGGACCCAGACGCCACGCACCUGAACCAGUUCUAUCACGUGGAGUGUGAGCUGCUGGGCGACAUGGAUGAUGCCAUCUCCACUGCAGAGAGCUACCUGGCUCACCUGACCAAGGCCAUGUUGCAGAAACACUCUGACAUCAUACUGAAGACGGCUGGGACUCUGGAGCAUGUGAGCGCCUUGUUGGCCAAGCUGGAUGGGAGACGUCCUCUGCCCCGGGUCCCUCUAGAUCAGGCCAUUCCCAUGAUGCCCUCUGCUGACUGUGUGGAGUGGGUACAGGAGGGGCAGCCGAUGUUCGGCAGGAAGCUCACACGCAAGGGGGAACGUGUCCUGAUCCAGAAAUACGGCGGAGCAGUGUGGCUGACCGAGAUGGACCACCUGGGCGUGCCGUUCUACCAGGCCUACGUGGCGGGUACUGGGCACAACAAAGCCAAGGCUGCUGACCUUCUGCUGGGUCUGGGGGAGACGCUGGGUCUCGGGGAGCGUCACUCCACCCCUGAGAUGGUGCAGGAGGCUCUGCGACAUCACGCAGUUCCUGAACAGUCGUACAAGUGGUACAUCGACAUGCGGCGGGUGAAGCCACUGCUGACCAGCGGCUGGGGCAUGGGAACAGAGCGCUAUCUGUGCUGGCUGCUGCAGCACAGUGACGUCAGAGAUAUGCACAUCAUUCCAAGAAUGAAAGGAGCUAAAUACAUGCCCUGACACAAAUCCUGAAAAGAAUCCUCACCUUCCCAGUGUCUUUGGUGUAUUUUUAUUUGG
Messenger RNA from Synchiropus splendidus (mandarinfish), 4882 nucleotides. RefSeq lists its product as uncharacterized. The coding region runs from base 101 to 4825 and encodes 1574 amino acids. The record is from RefSeq and is a predicted model, not a curated record. Gene Ontology annotation, biological process: tRNA aminoacylation for protein translation. The transcript has 4 exons. Gene Ontology annotation, molecular function: aminoacyl-tRNA ligase activity; hydrolase activity; ATP binding. Lineage: Eukaryota; Metazoa; Chordata; Actinopteri; Syngnathiformes; Callionymidae.